Messenger RNA from Huiozyma naganishii CBS 8797, 459 nucleotides. It is a transcript of the gene UBC13, whose product is annotated as E2 ubiquitin-conjugating protein UBC13. The transcript is spliced from 2 exons. Bases 1 to 459 code for a protein of 152 amino acids. The record is from RefSeq and is a predicted model, not a curated record. NCBI's taxonomy places the organism in Eukaryota, Fungi, Ascomycota, Saccharomycetes, Saccharomycetales, Saccharomycetaceae.
AUGGCUUCUUUACCAAAGAGAAUUAUCAAAGAAACAGAAAGAUUGAUCACGGACCCGGUUCCAGGGAUCACUGCUGAGCCACAUGACGACAACCUCCGCUAUUUUGAAGUUACAGUGGAGGGGCCCGUCGGUUCUCCCUACGAAAAUGGCAUCUUUCAACUAGAACUGUACUUGCCAGAUGACUACCCAAUGGAGGCCCCCAAAGUAAGGUUUCUAACCAAGAUAUACCAUCCAAAUAUAGAUAGGCUGGGCAGAAUCUGUCUCGACGUACUGAAGACUAACUGGUCCCCAGCACUACAAAUAAGAACUGUUCUGUUGUCCAUACAAGCUUUGCUCGCGAGCCCUAAUCCUAACGACCCGCUAGCUAACGACGUCGCGGAGGAUUGGAUCAAAGAUGAGGAGGCCGCAAAGCAAACAGCAAAGAAAUGGUCUAAACUAUACGCUACGCCUAAGCAAUAA